Molecule: messenger RNA, 11153 nt
Organism: Acinonyx jubatus (cheetah)
Lineage: Eukaryota; Metazoa; Chordata; Mammalia; Carnivora; Felidae
Gene: PIGK
Product: phosphatidylinositol glycan anchor biosynthesis class K
Exons: 10
Coding region: 136-1104 (322 amino acids)
Biological process (GO): protein localization to cell surface; attachment of GPI anchor to protein; proteolysis
Cellular component (GO): GPI-anchor transamidase complex
Molecular function (GO): GPI-anchor transamidase activity
Source: RefSeq, a predicted model, not a curated record
AGUGUUUGACUGCCCUGGCAGGGUUGUUGCUCUUGUCCUUCGGCAGCUUGGCCGCUAGUCAGAUCGAGGAUCAAACAGAACAGUUCUUUAGAAGUGGGCAUACAAACAACUGGGCUGUUUUGUCACAUUGUUCUGAUGCUUGCAGACGAUAUGGCAUGCAACCCUAGAAAUCCCAAACCAGCUACAGUGUUUAGUCACAAGAAUAUGGAACUAAAUGUGUAUGGAGAUGAUGUGGAAGUAGAUUAUAGAAGUUAUGAGGUGACUGUGGAGAAUUUUUUACGGGUAUUAACUGGCAGGAUCCCACCUAGUACUCCUCGGUCAAAACGUCUUCUUUCUGAUGAUAGGAGCAAUAUUCUUAUUUAUAUGACUGGACAUGGUGGAAAUGGUUUCUUGAAAUUUCAAGAUUCUGAAGAAAUUACCAACAUAGAACUUGCAGAUGCUUUUGAGCAAAUGUGGCAAAAAAGACGCUACAAUGAGCUGCUCUUUAUUAUUGAUACUUGUCAAGGAGCAUCCAUGUACGAACGAUUUUAUUCUCCUAAUAUAAUGGCCUUAGCUAGUAGCCAAGUGGGAGAAGAUUCGCUCUCGCAUCAACCUGAUCCUGCAAUUGGAGUCCACCUUAUGGAUAGAUAUACAUUUUAUGUCUUGGAAUUUUUGGAAGAAAUUAAUCCAGCUAGUCAAACUAAUAUGAAUGACCUUUUUCAGGUCUGUCCCAAAAGUCUAUGUGUGUCUACCCCUGGACAUCGCACUGAUCUUUUUCAAAGGGAUCCUAAAAAUGUCCUGAUAACUGAUUUUUUUGGAAGUGUGCGGAAAGUGGAAAUUACAACAGAGACUAUUCGUCUGCAACCAGAUUUAGGAAACAUGGAAAACAGAUAUAAGAAAGAGUGGAUGGAUGAAGAACUAAUGGAACCUCUGAAAUAUGCUGAACAACUUCCUGUAGCUCAGAUAAUACACCAGGACUGGUCUGGGCAUCACAGAAUAUUUGGCAUUCCUGGUGCUUCCAAGCACUUCUCAGUUAUUAUGAUACCAAGCAACACUCUUACCUUUUCUGAACAGUCUCCCCUCUCAUGGAGGGCAAGACCUCAGGUUGAGGACCACUGCAGGUAAUUAUUUGCAGUGUAUGCCCAUAGAACGUUUAUUUGUCUCAUGUCAUCUCUUAAUCUUACACUUGUGAUAUUUCAAAAUAUGUGUAAUUAGAAUCUCUGCUCACUUUUCUAAAUUCUGAGAUGUCUUGGACUCUGAAAUUCUAGCUUCUGUCACGACAUGACAUGGAGUUGGAUCAUUUUUCAGUUCUGUCCUCAUUUAUGAUAACUCUUCUUCAUUGUGUUUUACUGUAGCUAUUUUGGCAUUUUAAUGUUUUUCUAUUCCAAUAAUACCUACGUCAUUAUAGGUAAACUUUACUAAAGGUUGACUGAAAUGUCUAUCAAAUAGAAAAUCUGGCACUUUUUUAGAAAUGUGCCUAUUGAAUUAUCGAUAUCUGGAAACUCAUGAAAAGGUUGCUGACUCCUUAUUGCUCUCACUGCCUAGGGACUGGCUAACAUUGCUUUAAAAUCUUACAGAGAUUUCCCUAAUCAUUGCAAAUUUAAAACGGAAGUCUAAUGGAAAAUAAUAUACUGUUCAUUUAUUUUUAUUCAAAUUAUAAGGCAAGUAAUAAAAAUUAAACUACUUGAAGGUCAUAUGCUGUUCUUUUAAUAUCAACUGGGAUAUGAUUUUAAAUUCAUAUAAAUUAACCUCUGCUAUCAUAUUAUAACUUACGACAGUCACUUCCAAAAUGUCACUUUUCAAGGGAGAAAUGAAAUAGUAAAGCUGUUUGAAAAUAGUGAUCAAUAUUUCAAUACUGAUAUUUUACCAACUUUACGUAAGUUUGAAAACUUUUGUGCAUUUAUAAACUUGUCACCAUAGUUUCUGAUAUAUUAAAUGUCUAUAUUAGAAAUGAAAAAUAUGAGGGGCACCUGGCUGGCUCAGUCACAGGAGCAUGUGACUCUUGAUCUCAGGGUCAUGAGUUUGAGCCCCACGUUGGGUGUAGAGGUUACUUAAAUAAAUAAGUAUUAAAAAAAAAGGAAUUAAAAAAUGUGAGCUUCAUUAGUCAGUAAGUACUCCAAAGUAAAAAACCAGAUACCAUUUUUCACCAAAUUUGUAAAAAUUUUUAAAAUGAGAAUAGUUGAUAUUGGUGAGGAGGCAGUGCAAUGGGCAUGCUCAUAAAUUGCAGAUGGGAAUGUUAGUUAAUAUAGCCUUUGUGGACAAUAGUUUGUUAGUGUAUGUAUUUAUAAAUAAUAAUAGCAAUUCUACCUCUAGGAUUUUAUUCCAGAAGAAGGAAUUAGAUUAGGACAGAUUUAUGUUUAAAGCUGUUACUUUUGCUACAGCAAUUCUUAGGAAACAACGUAAUGUAAUAGACUGAACUAGAAUUGAAUCCAAGCUCCACCAUUUAAUAACUGCCCAGUCUUGGGCAAGUCUUUUAAUCGUUCUUUUGCAAAUCAUCCUUUGAAAUAUGAUGAUACUGAUGACAAUGACAACAAUAACAACAGUGAAGACAACAGACAACUUCAUGUGGAUAAAAUUGCUGCUGAAUAUGUCUAGUUAGGUCCCUGUCCUAUUUUCCAUGGCAUACAUCUCAAGUAUUUGCUAGUCUUUAUGCCUCUACCUCAUUCUGUCCCCUUUAAUGUUAAGCUUAUGACUUAGCAUCCAAAGUCUGGAGAAAAAUGAGGUCAUUAGGCAAAAACAUUGUUAGUAUACCUUUCCUAUACCUUCAGACUCAUUUGUGUCUUCAUGAGUCUUUAUCUUUUCUGUCCAUCUCAAAGGAAGAAGUGUGUGAAUUGUAUCAGGGAUACCUUGCUUACACAAUCAGGAACCUCGUUCCAUCAGCUAUACCUCUCUCUCUUGUCUUUACAGUCUCCACUGUUGACCUAGGUGUUUUAAGUCCUUAAAACAGUCUUCCUCAGUUCAGCUUUCCCUUCAAGCUUUACUUUUUUCUCCUUUCUCUCUUGUUGAUGUUUUAAAAGUAAACUAGCUCUCAACAAUAUAAAAACAAUCAAUCCAGUUAAAAAAUAAACAAAGGACUUGAAUAGACAUUUCUCCAAAGAUGAUAUACAGGUGACCAAUAUGCACAUGAAAAGGUGCUCAGCAUCACUAAUCAAUGGGAAAAUAAAGUUAGAACCACAAUGAGAUACUUCUUCAUACCCAUUAGGAUGGCUGUUUGAAAUGAAAUGAAAUGAAAUGAAAUGAAAUGAAAUGAAAUGAAAUGAUGAAAUGAAAUGAAAUGAAAUGAAAUACAGUAAAUAAUGAGGAUGUAGAGAAACUGGAACCUUUGUGUACUGCUAGUAGAAAUGUAAAAUGGUACAACCACUAUGGAAAAUAGUAUGGUGGUUCCUCCGAAAAUUUAAACAGAGGGGCACCUGGUGGCUCAGUUGGUUGAGCAUCUGACUCUUGAUUUGGGCUCAGGUCAAGAUCCCAGGGUUGUGGGAUUGAGCCCUGUGUUGGGUUCUGCACUGAGUGGGGAGCCUGCUUGGGAUUCUUCCUCUCUCUUUCCCUUUGUCCCUGUGCCCCAUUUGUGCUCUGUCUCUCUCUCAAAUUAAAAAAUAAAAUUUUAAUAUAAUUACUGUAUGAGCCAGCAGUUGUACUUCUGAGUAUAAUAAGCAAAAGAAUUUAAAGCAGAAAAUGAACAGAUACUCAUAUCCCAAGAUUUAUAGUAGCAUUACUCAUAACAGCCAAAAGGUUGGAACACCCCAAAUGUCCAUCGAUAAAUAGAUUUUAAAAAUUGGCAUAUACAUAAAAUGGAAUAUUAUUUAACCUUAAAAAGGAAGGAAAUUCUGGCACAUGCUUGAGCCUUGAAGAUGUUAUGCUAAGUAAAGUAAGCCAGACACAGAAGUACAAAUGUUGUACGAUUCCAUUUACAGGAAGGACCUAUAAUGGUCAAAUUCAGACACAGAAAAUAGAAUGACGGUUGUCACUAGACGCUAAGCGAGGAAAGACUGGUGUUGUUUAAUGGGUAAAGAGUUCCAGUUUGGGAAGAUGAAAAAGUUCUGGAGUUGGAUGGUGGUGAUGGCUGUACAACAGUAUGAAGGUACUUAGUGCCACUGAACUCUACACCUAAAGUGGAUAAAUUGGUAAACUUUAUGUUAUGUUUAGUUUAUCACAAUAAAAAAAAUAAACUAGCUCUCUUCAUUUCCUUAUUCCCCUUUCUUUUUCAAGAUACGUUAUUGUACUGCUGGUACUUCAGCAGCUGCUCUAUAACUCUUCUUGGAAAGUUUACUAAAAUUCCUUAAUUUUCACAUCCUCCUCAUCUUUGAUUUCUUUGUGGUAUUCACCUCUGUUAAUUAAUCUCUCUGAAACCUUUUUUCUUUGCCCUUGGACCAUCACUGUAUGGUGGUUUUCCUCCAGUGUCUCUGAUCGCAUCCUUUGAAAAUCUGUUGCUGAUCCCUUCCUAGAUCUGUCUCUAGGAUUCUGUCACUUUUACAAAUUCCUACUGGACAUGAACUCCCUACUGUUUGAUCUACCAUAAUGGUUUUCAAAUAUUCAUAUGCCAGUGAUCCCCCGAAUAGCCUCAUCUCCUUCUUGAGUUGCAGAACAGUCUCUUAUUGUCUGUAUGACAGCUCCACCUAGAUCUUCAACACAUUGUUGAACAGAAUUCACCCUUUCCUAAAGGGCUCUUCUAUUAUGUUUUAUAUCUCGAUGCCACUAUAUCUGCAGUAGUGUUGCUUCAGAAAUCUUGGGCUUUUUUUUCUCUCUCUCUCUCUCUGUCUCUCCCCCCUCCUUCUCUUUCGUCUUCUCUUCCUCCUUCUCUCUCUCUCUCUUUAUCCCUUCUUCUCCCUCUCACAACAUUCGUAUAUAUUGGUUUUUAUUCCUAUUUAUUCUAUCCCUUAAAUAUCUCUUAAAUUCUUCUGCUUCUUUUCAUAUUUGUUGUGCACCUGCAAGUAGGUGCAAAACAUAUUUUACAGUUAAUCGUAAUUAUCAUCAGAAAAUAGUACCGUUGAAAAAGUUAUCACUCCCAUUUUAUGCACAGACAAACGGAGGCUCAGAACAGUAACUUGCCUAAGAUCUUCCAUCGCGUAAGUGACAGAACCAGAAUUUGGAUGUAGGUCUGUUUGACUUCAAAAACCUUCCUCUUAACCCGUAUGCUAUAGUACCUCCUAUGAACAUUGUAAAGUUCUUACAAAGGAACUUUGUCCCCAGGGAAUGAGAUGAAUGAGAUGUCAAUAGAUGUAAUGCUUGUUUUGGUUAGUUGAAACCAUAUUUUGGAAGAACUAAAUAUCAAUAGUUCAAUAUUCAGCACAUGAAUAUCUACUUAUUUUAGAAAUUGGCCUUCACAAUUCUGUUCUGGAUUUCCUUCUCCACCCCAGUUGUCCUUGGCUCCUCAAUUAGGGCUUGAAACAGGGUAAAAAUCUGAAAGGAUGUGAGUACAAGAAUGACAGGAGAAGGUGCUAAAGGUUAGUUUUACUCACUUAAAAUUUAUCUAUAGUUGACUCACUCGAAUCAAGAGGAAAGUCUGUCUUACGUGGUCACCUGAUCUGAGGGGCCACCUGGUCUGAAGGAUUAAUUCUGAUAGUUCACCAAUAUUAAGAAUUUAAUAGCCUUUUGUGACCUAUCCUGAUCAUCUAACAACGAUUUAUAAGAAGCUUUUCAAAAACAUCUUUUCCGAUUUCCAUAAAACUGAUGAUAAAAAGGACAUUUGGAAUAUAAUUCAUUCACUGUUUGCCUGUACUAAUGCUUUAACUGUUCCCCACCACUGAGGGUGGUCUAACAGAGUGGUUUGUUCAAAGUUGUAAGAAAAAUGAGUGUCAAAGAGCCCUGAUAAUCUCGAGUUUUUAUGAGUGGACCUUGAGUACUUGAGAAUUUUCUGCGCAUGACUAAAAUAAACGAUCAGUAAUUAAAAACAAAUACACAUUUCUUUCACAGGUCAGAGUAUUUAGAAAGCAAAUGUCCCAAUGAAUGUUAGACAUUUGACCCUUUGUAUUGCUUUCAAUAUUAAGAACUUGAUAAUAAUUAACUUUAUUUCCUUCUAGUACAGCUUUAUCAUCUUAGUUACUAAGACAAAAGGCUUUUAGAAUACUCUUUGGUGUUUCUUCAUAGAAAUUAUAAAAUUUAAAUUUUUCUUUUAAAAUGUUUUGCAUACAUAGUGAAGACUUGUUAAAAUAUGUUUACAGUGAAUUUUCAUUGAAUUGAGAUACCAUGAUAUAAUCGUAAUGGCAGUUCUCAAUUGAGUUUUUGUCUUUUAAAAUUUAUUGUAAUUUUGUAAAUGUGCCGAAUAUAAAGAAUGUUUUCAUUUUCCAUAUUCCAUUGUAUCAAACUGUAUCACAUGGCUUCUGAGGUACUCAUAGAUUUUCUAUUUGUCUGAAGGAUUAAGUGCAGAUCGUAAUAUUAGGAGCAUAAGUGUGCUUUGAUAGAGAAUUGUUGGUGAAUGAAUAAAUACUGACUUUCUGGGCGUUGAGGCAAACAAUAGUAGAAGUGAUGUACCCAUUUCCUGCCCCAGGAAAUGGAAAAGUAAUGUACUCCUUGGCUAGUUCCUUAGCCAUAUAUUUGUACCAACUUUUAAGAUAAAGGAUCUAUAUAAGGAAGAAAAAGUACAUUAUACAACGAAGAAAGUAGGACCAGAUCACUCAUGGCUGAUGCAUCCUGUGCUUCUAAUAGGAAGGUUAUAAUUUACAGUGCAAUAUAAGGUAAGUUAACAUUUUAGUUUUUAAGAAAGUCCGGGAAAUACAUUGUUGCUUGUACUAGUUGCUGUCAUUGUUAUAUGCCUAUCCUAAUGAACUUGAUAGCAGUUAAACCCAGGGAUCCACCAAAAGCAGUACUAGAAGUAACAUAGAACAAAAAGAAAAUGAAACCCAAGAGGAUCUCUUCCUUAAAGAUUUAGAAACUGGCUGUUUGAAUAUAGACAUGCUGAGAUCCAGUACCUUUCAGCUUCAUGAUACACCCUUGGCAGCAGUUAGACGCCGACUAGCAACAGAUCGAAAUAAUGUUAAGUAAGAGUUAUUUAAUCUGUCAUCUAAAUUGACCUGAAAUCACCUUAAUGUGCUUCCCAAUAGGAGUUUAGAUUAUCAUUCACUUUAAAACUGAUAUAUGAAUGCCAGAAAAGUCAUGUUUUAUAUUAAAGGGAUCCAUAUCUUUAGUUACAGAUUUUUAACAUUCAGGAUUAACUUCCAUUUCACUGUACCAGUCAUGUUUGGUGGGUAAUUAGUGUAGUAUAUUUCAAUUGUAGCUUUUGAUAACCUUCAGAUUAGCAUACAUUCCUUUCAAAGAUUUUUACUUUGAUCUACAUUCAGGUGUAUGUAUCAGUACCUGAUCGGUAUUUAAUUGUUUGAUUUUGACUGUGUUAUCUUUUUUAUUUACCAGUUCUAUCUCCAAGGUUAUUAAUACUUUGUGAAAACAGUAAUAUCCAUGUUACCUAAUUUUGAUCAAGAGAUUUCUAGUUUAAAAUAUGCCAAUAGGAGCACCUGGGUGGCUCAAUUGAUUAUGUGUCUAACUUCAGCUCAGGUCAUGAUCUCACGGUUUUGUGAAUUCAAGCCCCACAUCAGGCUCUGUGCUGACAGCUCAGCCUGGAGCCUGCUUCAGAUUCUGUAUUUCCCUCUCUCUCUCUCUGCCCCUCCCCUGAUCAUGCUCUGUCUCUCUCUCUUAAAAAUAAACAUUAAAAAAUUUUUUGUAAAAAAAAAAUGCCAAUAGACAUCUUGAUCUUGUGGAAUAAACAUGUUUACUUUUAGGUAGUGUUAUUAAACCUAUAACAUUGCUAGAGAGAUAUAUAAUAAUUAUAAACAGUUAUGUUAGACACUAAUUAAAAUUUUUAUUCUGGUAAAUAGCUCUGUUUACUAUACCUGAAAUUGUUUAAGUCUGUGAUAGAGUAGAUUUAACUGAUACUUUAACAACUUAUUUUUAAGAGUUUUCAGACUUCUUAUAUUAAUUCUUUCCUUGGCACAUCUCAGUUGGCUAUUUCUGCCAACAAUAAAAUAAAUUAAUGAUUAUAAUAGACUAUAAACCUUAGCUUGCUGUUUUCAACCAGUAUAGAAGUAGAAAAGGGCUGUUUGAGAGUAUUGUCAUUGAUUAAACCAUAUAGAGGGACUUUAUCCAUGGGAAAGAUCAUUACAAGCAGAGUAUGGGAAAAACAAUUUUAAGACUUGUUUUUGUUAUACAAAUACAUUAAACAAUUUUAUAAUGACUAUCAUGACUAAAAGUGACUACUUUUUUUAAAUAUCCUUUCUCAAACUUUAGAUAAUUUGUUUUAAAAGAAAGUUUAAAGUCUUUUUAGGAAUAAGCACAGGUUUUGCAAAAAAUUAACUGAAAUUAAUUUUUUUUCUUUGAAGAAUGACUGCACUUAAGCACAGAGGAGGCUUCCUAAUUUGUUCUUUAAACUAUAUAUUUCAAAAGAGAAGAUGUCGAUGCUCAGACCUUAACACUUAAAAGCAUUUUGAUGAUUCUCUUGGGAGACUCACAUUUAAAAAGUUAUAAAAAUACUGCCUAAAAACAAGGAGUUGGACUUUAAUUUUUUCUUAAGAAAGUAACAAAAGCCUGUUAUCUUAUUUUUUUCUUAACUAUUUACCCAUUUAGAAAUAGUUACACAACUAGAAGCAAGCAUUAUUGAUUAUUGGUAUAUUAGUGGGGUUUUUGCUUUUUUUUUUUGUAUAGCAUAAAAUAUAAUUUACGUGUACUUUUUGGAUCUUCAGGUGAAGUAAGUUGUAAUAAGUCAUAAUGUAAUAAGUCAUUGACAUUUUUCACAUCAGAGAAAAUUUUCCUGAUGGUUUGAAAUCAUAAAAUAAUGUAAGAGUAUACUGAUUUCCCACUGUUUUCACAGAAUCAUAUUACCUCAGUGUCAAAAGAUGUGACUCUUAAAAACCCACCAGUGCUUUCAUCUCUUAGAUGACAUCCCACAAAAAGAUUGUCAAGUUAAGGACAGAUUAACACAACACUAAAAGAAAAUCACUAUACAGUUAGUUAGAAAAUCUUUCUUCCACUCUCUUAAGUUGUGUGGCUGGGCUUGACAUGAGACAUAAGACAGUUAAACAAGAGAAAAACAUACAGAUUUUAUUUAGUAUUUUUAUGUGCACAUGAGGGACUUCAUAAGGAAAGUGAAUACCCAAAGAGGCAGGACUAUGAGCUUAUAUAUUUUAAUAAAGAAACACUACUUUUAUGAAGAAGUGAUGAGACAAAGGGGCUUGGAAUAGGGGCAGUAAGUUGUGGGAAAAUGACUAGGAAAUACAUGAGGAAACUAAUGGAAGAUAAGGGCUAUUUUAGUAGGUUGGUUUUUAUAGAGUCAUUUUGGUGUUGACUCCUAGUUUCCAGUGAUAAGAAUGUUGUCUUCCUGGAACAAUAAGAGCACCUUUCUCAUGAGAAAUUUUUUGAUCAGCUUUUAGGUAGAAAGGCGAAGAUCAGAGAGCCCUUCCUGCCUCUGGUGUUUCUCAAGUACCUUCAGUUCAAAAUAAUCAAUAUGCUAAAGUAGCUUAUUUUGGGAUGGCAUGUUCUGAAUCCAUUGACAACCAUUCUCUAGAGCAUGGGUUGGCAAACCAUGGCCUGCAGAUAAAAUCCAGCCUGCCACCUGUUUUUGUAAAUAAAGUUUUAUUGGAACACAGGUAAAUCCAUUUGUUUACAUAUUGUCUACAGCUAAUUUUGUACUAGGAGGUAGAGUUAAUGAGGCAGAGUUGAGUACUUGCAACAGAUUAUAUGGCUUGAAAAGCCUAAAAUAUUUACUUUCUGGCCCUUUACAGAAAAAGGAAACCUUUUCCGCAUCUAUAGAGCAGGGUGAUAAUAUUAUCUAUCAUUAUUGCCCUUAAAAGGCAAUGCUUUUAAAAUUCUUUUAAAAAUAUGCAUGGCUGGGGCGCCUGACUGGCUGAGUCAGUUGAGCGUCCCACUUCAACUCAGGCCAUGAUCUCGCUGUGCGUGAAUUUGAGCCCUGCAUCAGGCUCACUGCUGUCAGUGCCGAGCCCACUUCUGAUCCCCUGUCCCUCUCUCUGCCCCUCCCCCACUCUGAAAAAAUAAUAAACAUUAAAUACAUAAAUAAAAUAAUACACGCAUGGCAUGUAGAGAACAUUUAAAAAGUAUUAAGCAUUAUUACCUGCAGUUUCCACUCGACCCUCUUGGGUUAUUCCAUAGGCAUCCUUAGUGGACAGAUCCCUUUUGUUUUACACUCUGGAAAGCCCUUUCCUCUUUCUAGACUGAGGCUCCCCUCCUUUCCAGAUCCAUUAAUAAUAUGAAAAUAUGUGUACACUUUACAGAAACACAUAUCUGUUUUACUUUCUGGCUUAAAACUAGAUUAGAUGGUAGUUUGUAUCUCUCAAGGCCUGUCAAAUUUAUUGCCAUAAAGUUAUUUUUAUAUGCUCUUACUAUCUUUUGAAUGUCUGCAUCAUCUGUAAUCAUGUCCCCUCUUUGAUUCUUCUGUCCUUUUUUAUUUUAAUCAGUUUUUCCAGAAGUUUUACCAAUUUUAUUGAACUUUCAAAGAAGCACUUUUGGUUAUAGAUACUUUUCUCUAUUUUUUUGUUUCACUUUUAUUGAAUUCUACUUUUUUCUUUUGUCUGGUUACUUUUGGUUUUAUUUGCUCUUUUUCUAGUGUCUUCAGGUAGCAUUUUAGAUUACUGAUUUUAGAAAUUUCUUCUUUUUUAAUAUAAACAUUUAAAGUUGUACAUAUCUCUGUAAGCAUGCUUCAUGUACCUCCCACAUAUUUUGAAAUGUAUUUUCAUUUUCAUUCAGUUCAAUAUAAUUUCUAACUUCCUUUGUGAUUUCUUCUUGGUUUACUUAGGAAUGUAUUUAAUUUCUAAGUGUUUGAGGAUUUUACAAAUACCUUUUCUGUUAUAGAUUUCUAAUUUAAUUCCACUGUGUAGAAUACUUUGUAUGAUUUCAGUCCUUUAAAAUUUAUUGAGACUUGUGUUAUAGAUCAGAAUUUGACCUGUCAUGGUGAAUGUUUUAUGUGUACUUGUAAAGAAUAUAUAUUCUAUUGUUAUUCUAAAUAAUAUCAACUGCAUCAGAUUGGUUGAUAAUGUUCAAGUUUUCUAUAGUCUUACUGAGUUUUUAAACUUGUUAAUUCUGAGAUUGUGCUGAAAUGUACAAUUAUAAUUUUUCCUUUUCUGUCAGUUUUUUGCUUUCUGUAUUUGAAGUUCUGUUGAAGUUCAUAUACAUUUAGAAUUCAUUUGUCUUUUUGAUGAAUCAAUCUGUUUAUCAGUAUGAGAUGUUCUUUUUUAUCC